This is a messenger RNA of Striga asiatica, 3714 nucleotides long. The record is from the annotation of a GenBank genome assembly. Lineage: Eukaryota; Viridiplantae; Streptophyta; Magnoliopsida; Lamiales; Orobanchaceae.
AAAAAAAAUUAAAAAAAGAAUCAAGCAUNGAACAAGAAUCAGAUCAUCUCCUCAACAGCAUAAUUACCACGCAUGGUUGAUGCUUGAUAUCUCGAGCUGUAACCUCGAAUCGAGCUGGCUUUCAUGGAGUCCGAUCUCGGUUAUUGCAGCGAUCAGUCGAGUUCAGUCCGGCUUCAUUCCGUGGUCCAUGAUCGUCGAAAGGUUGCUCUUGGUGACCUCCACCUUGUUCCCGAUGAAACAUUGUGCGACAUAUUGACGAAGCUCGCGCCUCAAGAUAUAGGACGCCUAUCUUCCGUUAGCAGUGUGAUGUAUAUAUUAUGCAAUGAGGAGCCGCUUUGGAUGAGUAUAUGUCUCAGCAUUGUAAAUCGCGAGCUUGAGUACAAAGGCUCGUGGAAGAAGACUGCGUUGCACCAACUAGGAUUGAUCGACAAGUAUUAUGAAGCUUGCAGUCAAGAUUUGAUUUUUGAAGGUUUUAGUUCGUUAUUUCUCUAUAGGAGGUUGUACAGAUGUUAUACCUCAUUAAACAGUUUCUCAUUUGAUGAUGGAAAUGUCGAUAGGAGAAAGAACAUAUCUUCAGAAGAAUUCCAGAAAGAGUAUGAUGGUAAAAAACCGGUGUUGAUUGAUGGACUCUCUGAUAAUUGGCCAGCAAGGAAAUCAUGGACAACUGAACAACUUUUAAUGAAAUAUUCAGAUACUAAGUUUAGAAUAUCACAUAGGAGCCCGAAAAAAGUUAAUAUCAAGUUUAAAGAUUAUGUUUCAUACAUGCAACUCCAACACGAUGAAGAUCCUCUCUAUAUUUUUGAUGACAAGUUUGGUGAAGUCGCACCAGACUUGUUGAAAGAUUACAGUGUUCCACAUCUAUUCCAAGAAGACUAUUUUGAUGUUCUGGAGAUGGAUAAAAAACCACCUUUUAGAUGGCUUAUAAUUGGACCAGAGAGAUCAGGGGCCUCAUGGCACGUUGAUCCAGGUCUUACUAGUGCAUGGAAUACACUCCUCUGUGGCCGUAAAAGGUGGGCAUUGUAUCCUCCUGGAAGAGUUCCUUUAGGAGUGACAGUACGUGUGAAUGAUGACGAUGGUGAUGUCAAUAUUGAUACACCAUCAUCUUUGCAGUGGUGGCUGGAUUUCUACCCUCUUCUUGGUGAUAAUGACAAACCAAUAGAGUGUACCCAACUUCCUGGCGAGACAAUAUAUGUUCCAAGUGGGUGGUGGCAUUGUGUGCUAAAUUUGGAAACUACUAUUGCUGUCACACAAAAUUUUGUUAACUUCAAAAACUUUGAGUUUGUGUGUCUGGACAUGGCUCCUGGUUACCGUCAUAAAGGUGUCUGCCGUGCGGGUUGGCUUGCUAUUGAUGAUGAUGACAUCGAGGCUAUUAGGAAUAAUGCCAUGUUUAGUGAAAAUAGUUUGAGCUACUCUGACCUGGAUAGGAAAGAGAGGAGUAUCAGGAUAUUCGAGUCACCAGUAAACUCUGGCGAUGGUAGUAAUGACAUACAUAAAAGUGAUCGUUUUAGUAAUUUAGAAUACUCUUACAGUAUAGAUUUCUUAGCUCUGUUUUUGGAUAAGGAGAGAGACCACUAUACUUCUCUGUGGUGUUCUGGAAGCAGUAUAGGACAGCGAGAAAUGCGAGAUUGGUUGUGGAAGCUUUGGUUUGGAAGACCAGAACUCAGAGAUCUCAUAUGGAAGGGAGCUUGUCUUGCACUCAAUGCUGGAAAAUGGUAUGAUCGUGUGAAGGCAAUUUGCGCAUUUAACGAGUUACCUUCACCUGUGCACGACGAGAAACUUCCAGUUGGCACAGGCAGCAAUCCCGUCUAUCUCACUGGUGACUAUGUUGUAAAAAUAUUUGCUGAAGGAGGACUUGAAGCUUCACUUUAUGGUUUAGGCACUGAGCUUGAGUUCCAUAAUCUACUAAAUAAUCAGAACUCCUCUUUAAAGAACUGCAUUCCUUCUGUACUGGCAAGUGGGAUUCUUGUUUCCGAACACGGAUCGUUUAGAGUCUUUCCCUGGGAUGGUAGAGGCAUACCUGAGGUGAUUGCCUCCAGCAAUCUCCUCUCAGUAAACCAAACGGAAGCUGAUUAUCCAUUUGGUGUUUGGGGCAAAAAACAAUUUGAAUAUCAAAAUGCUGGAAAGCAAUUGCAUGAAUCUGGAGAUUGUAGUAAAAGCUCGUACAUGUGGCCGUACAUUGUGACAGGAAGAUGCAGGGGGAGAAUAUUUGCCGACCUAAGAGAUACCCUCUCGUUAGGAGAUGUUCUCAAUUUGGCUUCCUUUGUGGGCGAGCAGCUGCAUAAUCUUCAUGUCCUGCCUAUCCCUGGCCCAUUACAUGUUAAUGGGAAUGCAGAUAGGAUUGACCAUUCAGCUGAAUGGAGAUUACUUAUCACGACUCUAAACCGGGAAAGGAAGGAUGUUUUAAAACAUUUGUCUGAAUGGGGUGAUUCAAUUCCUGCCAACCUGAUAGAGAAAGUUGACGACUACGUUCCACAUGAUUUAACUGUACUAUUUAAUAUUUUUGAGAACGAGACAGAGGUUCACAAAUCUUGGACCUGGAUACACUCUGAUGUCAUGGACGAUAAUAUCUACAUGGCACCUUGUACUUCAGCUUCUUUAUCCGGUGAAAGUAAUAUACUUCAUCCAACAGAAAAACCCGGUGCAGCAGGAUCUAACAGCAGCAGGGAAAAGGAAUCUUGGUACCCAAGCCACAUCCUUGAUUUUAGUGAUUUGACUAUAGUUGGUGGUAAAGUUGCAUUCCUGAGUGCUGGUCUGACCUUAUUAACUGAAAAUGCUGCAGGGGAACCUAUACUUGACCUAAUCCCUUUAUAUCUUGACGUCUUUCGAGGAGAUUCUCAUCUCUUGAAGCAGUUCCUUAAGAGUUAUAAACUUCCCUUAAUGAGAAAGACUUCACCAUCAAAGGUGGUCGAGGGAAAAAGAUAUCACCAACUCUCUUACCGAGCAAUGUGUUAUUGUAUUUUGCACAAGGACAACGUUCUGGGAGCCAUUUUUAGCCACUGGAAAGAACUUAGAACAGCAACUUCAUGGGAAGAAGUUGAGGAAAAAGUCUGGGGUAACCUAAACAACUACUCAGGCAUCUGAUAAUCAGCCUGGUUUUUCAGCUAGUUUAUUAUUAUAUUAGAAAAAUAUAAGCAAUAUUUUUGAGGCAUACAACAAGCAUGGUUUGGAUAAAAACGCUGCUAUAAAAGUUUGGGUAUUUGAAAUCGCCACAUGUGCCUGUCGAGUGUUUUUGUAAGAUGUAAUCACAAAUUUGUGUCUUGUGAGGGCAUAAAACAUGCAUUGUAUUGAUGCGCUGCUUAUGUGAACUUGGUGUGUUCGUCGUUGUUCAAUGUAACUGUACACUCGUUUUACUAGUGAGUUGAAUAGAAUGUUGAGAUUGGGAUCUCCCACUCUAGUUAAAUUGUGGCUCUCCCAGAAACAUAGAUCAUUUGUCAAACUUGUAAAAAAUGAUUUUUGUGUACCCACUGUUAGAGUAGAAUACCCGACGUUUUAAUCUGAUUGGAUCUUUUUCUACUUGUAAAGACAAUUUAUUGGAAUUUAUAUUAUUUGUAGGCAUUUCUUUAUCUUAUGUCUUUGUAUUUAUCACAUAUUUGCAUAUAUGAUAAAGUUCUUAGAUCAUUAUUAGCUAUGAGACAUGGUUGCGCAUUUCAUGGCAAUCAUGGAAUAUGUCUUUAAAGUUAUGAUCUUAAAUGAGUUCUAAGUUGAUGGGUGUUU